GGUUGUUGAGUUUAUGGUUGGCACUUUCAAACGGGAGUGCAACGGCUGCGAAUGGGUUUGCAUGUUUGUAAUUGGGCUUGUAGACAUAAUUGAGAACGUCAUCAGUAGCGAUGGACAAAUUAAUUACCGGCGUACUUAUCAGUGAUCAUCCUGAAAGUAUUAAGAUUUUGCUUCUGAGAAAGCUGCGGGAUCAUGUGGGUAAAAUCGAUAAUACAGAUUGUCUCAAAGAUGCUGUAAUAAUUUGUAUAACAUACAUUCAUGAAAAUCCUGGGAUUUCUAAUUCGUUUUUUAAUGAGGUAUAUGGUCUUCUAGUUUCGAUCGAAGCCCACCUUUCAGAUGAGUCUAUAGCCUAUGUUUCUCAAAAGGUUACAGAUUCGUUUGGUCAUAAUAUCCCUGAUUCACUUCCCGGAAUUUUAUCCGGUUACUUAAAAAAUAUUUUCAAGCGGCACGUUAUGGUUUGUUUCCAGUCAUUUGUAAGAGACACAAGACAGCUGAUAUCAUUAUAUGCAGGAUUUGAUACUGUUUUAAAAUACAAUCUUAUGGAUAAUGAUGAGCAAUUGUAUUUAUGUAUUCAGCAUACACUUGACAAUUUAUUAACUCAUGAAUCGGGUGCAUAUGAUAUCCCUGACGAAACUUACCUUGAUCUAGUGUCUAGAAUGUUUCAAAUAUUACUUGGUCUUUGCUCACAAGUAUUUCUGGAAAAUAUUUCAUGUAAUUCACUAGAAGCUGAACUUGCUCAGUGCAUCUCACGUUCAAUUAUCAAGUUUGCAGCACAGCCUAAGCUUUCAGUCUCUUCCAAACUUAACACUUGUGUGCUUUCAGAACAUGUUAAUUCCCUCGUACAAGAUGUGCUUGUGGAUACUAAUAACACUUACCAUUAUAUUUCGGUUUCUUCCAUUUUGUCUGAACUCCAAAAUUUCUGCCCUGAUAAUGCAGUAUUAUCAGAAACCAUUUGCGGGUUUAUUGAUCAACUCAGUCAGCGUCACAUCAACACCAUUGAGUCUUGCUUUGCAGUAUUGCGCCGUUUGACUGCUUGGCUCACUUGGCCUGAGAUUACUACACAUCGAUCUGCACUGGAUAUUUGGCUCAUUGGAUUCCAGUGUGAAAUGUUCAGAAGAUUUUCUCCAAAGAGUUCACAGUUUUCUGUCAAUUUUUGGUCAGAAUUCAUUAAUUGGCAACUGAAAUUCCUUCUGGAACUUAUGAAUCGAUCACAGCUUCCACAUGAGUCGACCAUAAAUGUCUUGGCAUUUCUCAUCCUUUGUGAAGAAGGCAGGCGUGAUAGAUGUGUUUAUGAUACUGUUUCUCAGCUGGCACCAGUUUUGAAUAAACUUAUUAGCAUGCAUGCUUCUGAUCGUCUAAAUGAAACCUACAGAGAUAUCUUACUCCGACUUUAUGCUGUUUCAAGACUGCUGAAUGUUAUGGUUACUUCAGAAAGUCAUCUGUCUAAAGCAUCUGCUGUCAACAGAAAAUUUCUUACUGACCUAUUGGGAAAAUUUCAUAGUAACUUCAAAGAUGAUGAUGUUGAUGUAUGGGAUUCACGUUCGAAUAUAUAUAAACUAGAAGUACUGACUAAGUUUGCAUCUCAAGCUGGCAUUCGUAUUAGAAAGAUUUGGGAACGUUGGGAUUUAACUUCAAGUGUUCAGCUGACAAACACAUAUCCAAGCAUUUCACAGAAAGCCAGUCGUUCCGUUACCGGAUAUAGCGGCUUACUGAAUGUUGGCAACACUUGCUAUGCAAAUGCAGCUUUACAAUUACUUUAUCACUGUUCAGAGUUUCGUCGUGCAUUACUUGAUUUUCACCGGCCAUAUUCAUCAAGUAGUAAAAUAGUUACCUCAUGUUCUUCACUUUCAACAAAUCUAUCUUCAUAUUCACAAAAUUCAAAUGUUAACUCAUCGAAUAAUCUUAGUUUACAAGCUGCACAUUUCUGUGAUGAUGAUGAUGAUGUACGUCGAUCGGAUAAUGAACCAGUGUCAUUCAGAAAUGAAGGAAGUUUACAUGCACAUCUAUUUUCUCUCUUUCAUUCUCUUGAUACACAUCAAAUCCCAACUGUUCGCGAUUUACGAGCUGUUUUAACUGUUACCAAACCGGCACAUUUUGUCUCUGGUGAACAACAAGAUGCUGCAGAAUACUUGAACUAUCUUCUAGAUCGAUUACAUGAAGAAGAGUUACGCUGUAAAAGGCGGAAAAGUUUAACUCUAAAUACUUGUAGUGAUUCAUCCAGUUUUAUGCCUAAUGAAAGCACUACACCUUCAAUCAAUACUUGUACAGUGGAAAAUCCUCCCUUUUCAUACAAUAUAAACAAUCAGACGUGUUCAUCAUCAAAUGAAACAUCUACCAAAAAAGAAGACGAUAAAUAUUCCAGCAAUUAUGAUGAUGAUAGUGCUUCAUCGUCUGUUGUUGCACGUCUAUUUGGUGGGACAUUAUUAAGGCAUACAUCUUGUGUAGAAUGUCAGCAUGUUUCAAGUUCUCGACAAGAACAAUUUACAUGCUUGUAUGUUCCACUGACAAAACCAAAAGAAUUAUUAUUGUAUGAAGAACAGUCGGUUAAGGAGAAUUCAAGUUUUGUUAAUGAGAUUCCUGAACCGAAUGAUUCCGAUUCAACAGAUGAUCAAAUCGUUGAUCCUGGAACUGAUUUAUCCACAUUAAUACAAGCACAUUUUACACAAAUUGAACAUGUUGCCUCAUCAACUCAAUGUGAAUCAUGUGGUAAACGUACUCUACAAGCAAGAAGUCUAAAACUCCAACAACUUUCAUCUCAUGUAUUAAUAUGCUUAAAUUUAUUUCGAUAUUGUCGUGUAAAACAAACCUGUUCAAAAAUUAUGCAUCGUGUACGUAUACCAGAACGGUUAUCAGUGACAGUGUCUGCAUCAAAUACAGAAACUUCAUAUGCAUAUAAUAAUAAUAGUAAUAAUAAUACUAAUGGUAAUAAUGAUAUAUCUACAUCGAAAGAUUCAACAGGCAAAUCUACUAAAUGUCAUUCAAGGACAUACAGUCUUCAAGCAAUGAUUGUACACAGUGGUGUCUCUAUUAGUUGUGGGCAUUACACAUGUGUCGCUAAAGUUGGCAUGCAAUGGAUACUAUUCGAUGAUGAUAAUGCUGGGUAUACAACGCUAGAAGAUGUUUAUUCUGAGCCUCUGGCUACACCCUAUCUACUAUUGUAUAGUCAAGUUUCUUGAUUGAUAAAAGAGUUGUUUGUUUUUGUUUACUUUGUCCUCUUUCAGUUUUGUUUUUAUUGCUUUUCUUUUUUUCGGAGGGUGUCGCGGUUGGUGUUCCACUGUAAUUCUCAUUUCGUUUAGUUUGUAUACACACUUGUUUCUUUGGACCCACUGUUUUCAAAGUAUUUCCAGUCGGUCAGUAUAUUAAGAAAUGUUCUUCGAUUCUUGUGUAUUUUCUCUCUCUCGUAUAUGUAUGCAGUAAGUUUUUAGAAACCGUUAGAUGGCAGAAAAGUGAUGAAUACAUACUUAACUUGAAGAAAUUUGGUUUUCAUUGUAC
Molecule: messenger RNA, 3492 nt
Organism: Trichobilharzia szidati
Lineage: Eukaryota; Metazoa; Platyhelminthes; Trematoda; Strigeidida; Schistosomatidae
Source: the annotation of a GenBank genome assembly